AUGCCUCGAGGUCAAAAGAGUAAGCUCCGUGCCCGUGAGAAACGCCGCCUGGCCCGCCAGGCCCAUGCUAAGACCCAGACCCAGGGUCUGGAGGGUGCUGAGGCUAUUGCAGCAGAGAAAGGAGAGUUCUCCUUCUCUGCCCAUCUUUUCCUGGAAGGCAACCCCCUGAAUGAGUUUGCUACUGAGGUGCUUAGCACUUCUCAGGAAAUCCCAUCUAGCACCAGUGCUACUAUUGGAGCUGAUUCAGGCACUGAUUCAAAUGAAGGUGCCAGCAAACAAGAUGAGGAAUCCUCAAAGGCCUUGGAGAGCUUUCGCAAAGAUCCUUUAAACAAGAAGGUGGUUCUGUUGGUGCAGUUUAUGCUGAAGAAGUAUCAAAGUAAAGAGCCAAUUACAAAGGCAGAUAUGCUGAAGUUGGUUAUCAAAAAAUACAAGCUUCAUUUCAAUGAGAUCCUGAGAAGAGCCUCUGAGCACAUGGAGCUGGCCUUUGGUAUUGAUGUGAAAGAAGUGGAUCCCGCAAGACACUCCUAUGCCCUUGUCAGCAAGCUAGACCUCACCUUAGAUGGAAUGACAAAUGAAGAGAACCUGCCCAAGACUGGCCUCCUGAUGAUUGUUCUGGGUGUGAUCUUCAUGAAAGGCAAUUGUGCUCCUGAGGAAGCUAUCUGGGAAGUGAUGAAUAUGAUGGGUGUCUAUGCUGAUAAAAAGCACUUAAUUUAUGGGGAGCCCAAGAAGGUCAUCACUGAAGAUUUGGUGCAGCUAAGGUACCUGGAGUACCGCCAGGUGCCAGGCAGUGAUCCUCCACGCUAUGAGUUGCUUUGGGGUCCAAGAGCCCACGCUGAGACCAGCAAGAUGAGAGUCCUGGAGUUCUUAGCCAAGAUCUAUGAUACUGUCCCCAGUGCCUUCCCAGUCUGGUAUGAAGAGGCUUUGCGAGAUGAGGAAGAGAGAGCCCUAGCAAGAGCUGCAGCCAGGGCUCGUAUUGCUAUGACUGCACACUCCAGAGGCAUGGCCAUCAGCUCUUCCCACACUAAGUGA
Pipistrellus nathusii (Nathusius's pipistrelle) is the source of this 1029-nucleotide messenger RNA. Lineage: Eukaryota; Metazoa; Chordata; Mammalia; Chiroptera; Vespertilionidae. The record is from the annotation of a GenBank genome assembly.